Quercus lobata is the source of this 507-nucleotide messenger RNA. RefSeq lists its product as uncharacterized. The transcript has a single exon. Lineage: Eukaryota; Viridiplantae; Streptophyta; Magnoliopsida; Fagales; Fagaceae. The record is from RefSeq and is a predicted model, not a curated record. The coding region runs from base 174 to 344 and encodes 56 amino acids.
CACGAGAAAAAGAGUAUUAGCUCUUCAAUAAAUUCACCUCCCUUUUAUAAUCUCAAGCUAAACACUCGUACAGUCUCUCACUCCGAUAAAAAAUCCCUACCCUAUUCAAUCCUUGAAAGCUAUUUCCUUUUUUUCUUUUGCUAUUUUUCUGAACGCAAAAUUCGCAACCCAAAAUGGGUUUUAUCAGGAGUAGCUUCUCCUUCAUAGCUGGCACAGUGUUCGGAGUCUACGUGGCCCAAAACUACGCCGUUCCGAAUAUCAAGAAGCUCGCCGACACUGGCCUUAUCAUCGCGAAGCAUCUCGAAGAGUCCUAUCGGAAGCCGAAGAAGAGGGACGAUGAUUAGUUUACCUUAUACGACCCGUCGUUUAGGACCCAGGUUUUGUUUUGUUUUUUGGGAGAGAACCCUUUGUUAGGGUUCAUGAGAAUUGAUGGAAUUGUCAGUUUGGAUUUCUAGUUAUUUCAAUUUUGAUUUGUCAAUGAAAACCUGAGCAAAUUUUUUUGCUUUA